Messenger RNA from Camellia sinensis, 1269 nucleotides. The record is from RefSeq and is a predicted model, not a curated record. Lineage: Eukaryota; Viridiplantae; Streptophyta; Magnoliopsida; Ericales; Theaceae.
AUGGUUGACGAUGCUCACGGCGAUGACAUGAUUGGUGAGGUUGAAUGUGCUGUCUUGGAACAGAAAUUUGAUUAUGUCGAAGAUGGAAAAGCUUUCUACAAUGCGUAUGCUAAAGCCAAUGGAUUUAGUAUACGAAAAUCCAGAUUUAACACAAAUAAACAAGGAAAGGUUGUUAGUAUGCUAUGGUUGUAUUCAGGGGAAGGUCAGAGAUUACCAAAAUACUUAGACCGUGUUGCAGAGAAUAGAAGAGCUCCCAAGGCACUAAUAAGAGUAGGUUGCAAAGCACAAUUUCACAUAUGGUACGACCUAGAGGCUGGUGAAGGGGGAAAGUAUGUUGUGACUCACUUCAUUGCAGACCACAAUCAUAAAUUGGCGGAACAACACUGUGUGAUGUAUCUGAGGUCACAUCGGGGUUUAAAUAGCGCUGACAAAGCUCAAGGCACUAAUAAGAGUAGGUUGCAAAGCACAAUUUCGCAUAUGGAUAACAAGUUACAAAAUCUGUUCUGGGUAGAUUCGAAAUCGCUGGCUGACUACGCAAAGUUUGGUGAUGCGUUGAUAUUUGACUCAACUUACCAUACCAAUGCGUACAAGAAACCUUUUGUCAUGUUGGCUGGUGUGACUAACCAUUUCACGACCACGCUAUUUGCAUGUGUUUUGCUAGCUAAUGAGAUAAUUGAUACAUACACAUGGGUUUUGGAAACAUUUAUGGAGGUGAUAGACAAUAAAGCACCUGUGUUCGUACUGACAGAUGGGGAUAAGGCGAUGGGAGAGGCAAUCAGAAGAGUAUUUCCAGACGUAAGACAUCGAUUAUGUAAUUGGCAUCUUGGGAAAAAUGCUGUGUCAAAUGUUCACAAAAGUGGCUUUGCACAUGCUUUUAAACAGUGUAUGGAGAUGGAAGCAGAUGCGGCAAAGCUUGAGGACGGUUGGACAAGAAUGGUCGAAAAAUUUGGACUUGAAAACAACAGCUGGGUGUUGGAGACAUAUGAGAAGCGUCAUAUGUGGGCUGAGGCAUAUAUGCAUGGCCAUUUCUUUGCUAGGAUGAAGAGUUUCAAGCAGUGCAUGGAGAUGGAAACGGAUGAGGCAAAGCUUGAGGACGGUUGGACAAGAAUGGUCGAAAAAUUUGGACUUGAAAACAACAGCUGGGUGUUGGAGACAUAUGAGAAGCGUCAUAUGUGGGCUGAGGCAUAUAUGCAUGGCCAUUUCUUUGCUAGGAUGAAGAGCACUCAGUGCUCGGAGAGUAUGAAUGCUUAUUUCAAUCCCUUCCUCUAA